AUGCUCUUUUCCGCCUCCAUCUGGACAGGCUUGCUCUACACCUUGACGCAGGCACAUGCAUCAUCGCAGACUUUGGCAGAUCGACCAUGGCUUGAUCGAACCCUGCCGAACGAACAGCGACUUCAGCUGUUCUUGGACCAGCUGAACAGCACUCAGAAAUAUGCCAUGGUGCAAGGCGAUACUGAGCUCGAUGAUAACGGAACUGGCGUCAACCCAUGCAUAGGGCACAUUUCCGGUAAUGAGACACUUGGAGUACCCUCCAUCUGCAUGGGAGAUGGCCCUGCGGGGGUUGGAAACAGCUUGAAUAAUGUGACCGCCUUCCCAGCCCCAAUUGCUGCCGCUGCUUCGUGGAAUACCUCUCUCGAAUAUGCUUACGGCCAAGCAUUGGCCCGGGAACACAUGGCGAAAGGUCGCAAUGUCGUUUUGUCACCCACUAUCAACAUCCUCCGGUCGCCACUGUGGGCCCGCGCAGCGGAGACUUUCUCAGAGGACCCGUGGUUGACUUCCCGCAUGGCUGUAGCGGGUGUCAUGGGCGUCCAGAGUCAAGGAGCUCUAGCCUGUCCUAAGCAUCUUGCUGGGUACAAUCAGGACACAAAUCGUUUCGGGGUGGGGCCCGAUUGGGAUGCCGUUGACGUUCACAUCGACAAGCGAGUGCUCCAUGAGCUCUACUUGCCCGCUUUCAAGGCAUCUAUCCAGGAGGCAGAUGCCGCUUCUAUCAUGUGCUCCUACAACAUGCUGAAUGGGUUUUUCGCUUGCGAAAAUGACUGGCUCCUCAACACCACAUUGAGACAAGAGUGGGGGUUUCGCGGCUUCGUUGUCGCUGAUUGGUAUUUUUCCACGCGCAGUACUGUCGGUGCAGUCAUGGCUGGUCUAGAUAUCAGCAUGCCCGGAGGUUCGCUGGAGAGUUCGUACGGAUUCCCAGCCUACUACGGAGACCUUCUGAUCGAAGCCGUCGACAACGGAACAAUACCAGCCUCGCGCGUUGACGAUAUGGUUGCAAGAGUGUGGCGAUAUAUGUUCAAGCUUGGAAUGGUUGACAAUCCACUGGCCGGAGAUGCAGAUUCCGUGGCAAGAACUCAAGCACAUCUUGAUCUGGCUCAAAAGAUGGCCGAGGACGGAUCCGUUCUUCUGAAGAAUGACGAUCAUACGCUACCUCUCUCGCCGCAGAGAUACAAUCACGUCGCCGUAUUCGGCGUAGAUGCAACCAACCAAAGCCAAGUUACAGAGAACCAUGGAGGUUUUGUGAUCGAUACGACAAUGGUAGUGCAGUCGCCUUUGGAUGCGCUGAAGCGGCGAGCUAGCAAAGAAGGCAACAUGACAGUCAAUUAUGCGGAUGCCUAUCCCGGCACGGGGGAGUUCCCGACGGUACCUUCCAGCAUGUUUGUCAACGAUGGCCUGAAUGUGACGUACUACACCACCACAGACUUCUCCGGACCUAUCAACCAAACCGAUUUCGUACCCAACAUCACCGCGGCCUUCUUUCCUGAGGAGCUUUGGGAGUCAUGGCCCCAAGUAUUUUCCUGUGUCUAUGAAGGCAUCUUCAGAGCCAAUACAAGCGGAAUGCAUCAUUUCUCCCUGGCCGGCCAAGGAGAUGCCAUACUCUACGUCAAUGGAACAGUCACCGCGAACAUGUCCAAAGCAAACUUUGGGAACACCAUUCAAGGAAUCGCGGAUUUGAGAGCAGGAGACGAAGUGUCCCUGUCCCUGAACUAUUCCAUGGGCUACUCUCUGUCGACUGGCGCAUAUGGGAUCACACUGGGAGUCGAUGUAGGCAAUGAAGCAAGGGACGAAGAAUCAAUUUCACUUGCAGAGAAGGCUGAUCUCAGCAUUGUCUUCGCGUCCGACAGGCACUCUGAGGGCGCUGACAGCAACAUUGGCCUUUCUCUUCCUGGCGACCAGGACGCAGUCAUAUCUCGAAUCGCCAAGUGCUCAAAGAAGACGGUUGUGAUUCUCAACACCAAUUCGGCCAUUCUCAUGCCCUGGAUCGACCAAGUGGAUGCCGUGAUGCAGUCCUGGUACGGAGGCCAGCAAAUCGGGCUGGCGCUUGAAAGACUGCUGUUCGGCGACAUCAGCCCCAGCGGCAAACUGCCAGUGACAUUCCCCAAGACACUGGACGACGCCAUCCAAAUCACGUCAGAUCUACACGUACCCUACGAGGAAGGACUGAACGUUGGCUACCGGUGGUACGACGAGCACAGCGUCGAUCCGCUGUUUGCAUUCGGGCACGGACUCACCUACUCGACGUUCGAACUGGGCCGUCUGACCGUGCAACUCGCAAACUCCACUGCCACAGCUGGCCCUGCGCACGUCGUCUGCUCCACAACGUUGACAAACACGGGAGCCGUGCGUGCGUCUGAGGUCGUUCAACUCUAUGUUUCGUAUCCGGAGGCGGCUAACGAACCCCCCAAGCUGCUCAAAGCAUUUGUCAAAGUUCACCUCGUGGCAGGCCAAAGCACGGAUGUUUUGCUGCAAGUGCUGAUGGAUGAUUUGAGGAUUUGGUCCGAGCAGAAGGAGGAUUGGGAUUUUUCACAUGGCGAGUAUAGCUUUCUUGUUGGAUUCUCAGCAACAAACAUCAUCAGGGAAGAAAGGAUGUUUCUUUAG
This is a messenger RNA of Ascochyta rabiei, 2601 nucleotides long. RefSeq lists its product as uncharacterized. Bases 1 to 2601 code for a protein of 866 amino acids. The record is from RefSeq and is a predicted model, not a curated record. NCBI's taxonomy places the organism in Eukaryota, Fungi, Ascomycota, Dothideomycetes, Pleosporales, Didymellaceae. The transcript has a single exon. Gene Ontology annotation, biological process: glucan catabolic process. Gene Ontology annotation, molecular function: beta-glucosidase activity.